Messenger RNA from Laccaria bicolor S238N-H82, 500 nucleotides. RefSeq lists its product as uncharacterized. The record is from RefSeq and is a predicted model, not a curated record. The coding region runs from base 24 to 500 and encodes 158 amino acids. NCBI's taxonomy places the organism in Eukaryota, Fungi, Basidiomycota, Agaricomycetes, Agaricales, Hydnangiaceae. The transcript has a single exon.
AAACCGAAAGUCCACACCGACUCAUGGCAAAUCUUUUCAAUCUCGCUUCGCGAGCCUUCGCUACCUACCCAGGCCUUACAACCCAGACAACUAACCAAUUUUUUAGUGCCGUAGUUGUACGGCGUUCUACCAAGUUCUCAUCCAGACAUGGAGCUCUCCAAUUUACUCCUUUCUUAUAUCUCUCCCUCCUAUUAAUCACAUGCCUCUUUUUCGUACAGAUGAGGAACCUAGUUCAAGGUUACUUGACAGCGAGAAUCCGGUCAGACCGACCCAGACUUUCCUCCCAUCCGAAUACUCAGGAGCACACCCGACUCUUCUCCUUCUCCUCCAUGCAACCGUCCUCGUCCUCAUCGCCGUUCUCCAGUAGUCCGAAGAACGAAUGCUCUUCAUCCACCGAAGAAGAUACAAGGCUCUCUCAAUCACGAUGUCGCCUGCCAAAUACCGGGCUCGGGACCAGGAUUUGUAUCAAUACAAUGGGGACUAGCACAUCAGCACGGUGA